CGGGGUCCCUGCCCAGACAGUGCUCCCAGGGCUGAGCCAAGCGGCUGGUGGCACAGCUGGACCCAGCCACGCUCAGGGGCAGGCCGUGCCAGGAGCAGCGGGAGGCAGGGGGACGGGGUGUGGACCCCCAUUAGGCAUCUCCUUGUGCGGGCAAAGCGUGUGGCUCUAGUGCCUGAGGAGCACAGCUGACCGGGCUGCGGUGCCCCAGGGCCUACGGGAAGCCCUGUCGCCAGGAGCAUCCUCUGGUUGCUGUGGGGACCACAGGGGCUGCCGUGCUCCCCUGGCCCCCCCGGGGCUAAUUACUGUGACAGGGUGCUGUUGGGAAGGGCUGCAGGGAGGGCUGGUGCUGGCUGAGCUCUGUUCCCCCACAGCCUCCUUGGCCACAGCACAUGGAGCCGGCACAGAAUGGCACCGGCAGCCUGGACCCUCGCACAGGGCAGGGGCAGGACCCCAGGCCUGGUGCAGGGCUGAGGGGCUGGGCUCACUGCGGGGUUGUGCUGGGGAGCCAGGGGACCACAGCACACCACCAGCAUCUCUGCUGGAGCCGGGCUAAUGGCCUGGCUGGCGGGGGGCCAGGCUGCUGGCACAGGGCCCUCUGCCCCUGGGACUGGGCUACCAAGAGGCUCCCACAGCCAGCCCACCACAGCCCCAGGGCCAGGCACUUGCCCUGCACCCCAGCCUGGCCUGUGGCCCUCACCAGUGAUGCUGGGAUCCCCAGAUGGGCUGAGAUGCCCAACUGGGGCCCAUGGACCCGGUGCCCGGUGCCCGCUGCAGUGUGGGGAAGGUGCCUCCCGUCCCGCACUUGGCCCCUGAGAAGCUCAUUAGCCAUGCUCCCGCCCCGGUCCCUGCGGAGCGGGCAGAGAGUGCAGGAGGCUCUAAUGGCUCCAAGCGGCUCUUGAUGGGCCUCGAUGGAGGCGGGAGCAGGAGGGGCUGUGGUUUCUGCCUCCGCCAGAGCCAGAGCUGCCUCUGCCCAGGGAAGAUGCUGUAUGGACUCCCGCUCCGGCUGCUCCUUGCCAUGGCUCUGUGCCCCGGCCUCCUCGGGACAGGUACAGCACCGCUCCUGCCCCUGCUACUCCCCGAGCCCAUCCUCCCUGUCCCUGCUGGGGCCUCAUCCCUCGUGGCUGCUCCCCGCUAGCCCGUGAUGGAGGUGGUGCCUGGGGGGCGGUGGUCCGCACUGGGGAUGCUGGCCCAGGCGUGGUGGUGCCGGGGCUGGUGGCACUGCAGCAUCUCUGUGGGGUGAGUGCUGUCCCUGUGGGGUGGUGGGGAAUGGGAGGAGGUUCAGCAUGGGGAGAUGGGGACUUUCCCCUUCCCUCUGCCACCAUCACGCUCCUCACCCAUGUGUGCCCUUGCUGGGGCCUUGGCGAGCGUUGGAGGUCACGGCACACAUGGGGCCAGGGCCACCAGCAGCCAGUGCCAGCUGGGGGCUGUGCUCGGCCAGCGCUGCCCGUCGGGCUGGAGCCCAGCUGCCGCCUGAGCCACCCUGAGGGACGAGCCGGGGGCUCCUGUGCCAUGGCGGCCAGUCCCCUGGGGCCAGGGCGCUCCCGGCCCAUCCCUCCGCUCUGCAGUGUCCCUGCAAGGGCCAUCCCUGGAGCUGGCAGCGGGUCCCACCGGCCCUGCGCUGGUUGCCCUCGGUGCUGGGGUAAAGCCAGGCACGUGCCCCGCUCAGGGGCUCGGUGGCACCUUUCGGCGGGCGCUGAGCCCCGGCCCCUUGCCGCAGUCUUGCCGCAGAACCUGCACCUCUGUGAGGGCUACACCAGCCCCGACGGCCGCUACCACCCCGGCUUCUACUGCCCACGGCUGAGCGACCCCCCCGGCCACCGCUACUGCUGCUGGCCCGGCCCGCUCCACCUCAAGUCCUGCUGCUCCCGACUGGUCCUGGAGGCCCUCACCGGGGUCAACCUCUCUAGCCUGGCACCCCCGGGCCUCCUUCGGAACCCGCUGGCUCUGCCCUUCGUGGGGCUCUACGGGCUCCUCAUUCUCCUCCUCAUGGCCGCCGACCUCUGCCACUUCUACCGGACCCGCCGCUGCCGCCUCGGCCGCCUCCUGCCCCGCGCCCGCCGCCCGCCCUGCGGAUCCGCGGGGGGUCCCCGGCCCCGCUCCCGCCUGCCCCCCGGCCGGGUGACGGCGGGGCAGCUCCGGGAGCGGGGCAACGCGCUCUUCCAGGCGGGGGACCACGCCGCGGCCCUGGCCGCCUACACGCGGGCGCUGAGCCUCUGCGACGCCGGGCCCGAGCGAGCCGUGCUGCACCGCAACCGGGCCGCCUGCUACCUGAAGCUGGAGGACUACGCCAAGGCAGAGGCUGAUGCAUCUAAAGCCAUUGAAGCCGACGGCCGGGACAUGAAGGCGCUGUUCCGCCGCAGCCAGGCGCUGCAGAAGCUGGGCCGCCUGGACCAGGCUGUCAGUGACCUGCAGCGGUGUGUCAGCCUGGAGCCCAAGAACAAGGCCUUCCAGGAGGCCCUGCGCGCCCUGGGGAGCAGCAUGCAUGAGAAGAUGAAGACCAUGUCCUGCACGGACUCAAAGGUGCAGCAAAUGUUCCAGAUCUUGCUGGAUCCUGAAGAAAAGGAUGCGGACAAGAAGCAAAAGGCUGCGCAGAACCUGAUUGUGCUGGCGCGAGAGGAGGCCGGAGCAGAGAAAAUCUUCCAAAGCGAUGGCGUGCGGCUGCUGAUGCAGCUGCUGGACACGGCCAAGGCUGACCUGAUGCUGGCAGCCCUGCGCACCCUGGUGGGGCUGUGCUCUGGCCACCGCUCCCGGACCAUGGCCAUCCUGGCGGAGCUGGGGUCCCCCCGUCUCUCGGCAGUGCUGGGUGUGGAGCACGAGCAGGUUUCCCUGGCUGCCUGCAACCUCCUGCAUGUGAUGUUCGAUUCCCUGAAGGAGGGGCUGCAGAAGGACUUUCGUGGCAAGGAGGAUGCAGUAGUGCUGGAUUCCUCCAAGGACCUGAAGCUGCUGAUCAAGGACCUGCUGGAGCUGUUAGCUCUGGAAGGGGCUUCUGCGCACGGCCGUGACAACGCCCUCAACCUGCUCAUCAAAGUGGUGCCCAGGAAGUCGCCGAAGGAGACCAACAACAGCAUGAGCCUCUGGGUGAUCGACCAGGGCCUGAAGAAGAUCCUGGAGGUGGGAAGCACAGUGUACGGCAUCCCAGGAGGCCUGCCUGUGACAGAGAACAGCCGGAUGAGCGCCUCGGUUCUGCUAAGCAAGCUUUAUGAUGACCUGAAGUGUGAUGCUGAGAGGGAGAACUUCCACCACUUGUGCGAGGACUACGUUAGGAGCUGGUUCGAGGGGCAUGAGCUGGCGGGGAAGCUGCGGGCCAUCCAGGCGGUGUCGUGCCUGCUGCAGGGCCCCUCAGAUGCCGGGAACAGGGUGCUGGAGCUGGAGGGCAUCAUGGACAGCGUGCUGUCCCUCUGCGCCUCCGUCUGCGAGGCCCACCAGCUGGUCGCGGUGGAGGCGCUGAUCCACGCUGCCGACAAGGCCAAACGCGCCUCCUUCAUCACCGCCAACGGCGUCAGCCUGCUCAAGGAGAUCUACAAGCACAGCGAGAGGGACAGCAUCCGCAUCCGGGCGCUGGUGGGGCUCUGCAAGCUGGGAUCCGCCGGAGGCACCGACUUCAGCAUGAAGCAGUUUGCCGAGGGCUCCACCAUGAAGCUGGCCAAGCAGUGCCGCAAGUGGCUCUGCAAUGAGGCCAUUGACGCGGGCACCCGGCGCUGGGCGGUGGAGGGCCUGGCCUACCUCACCUUUGAUGCGGACGUCAAGGAGGAGUUCGUGGAGGACAAGGCGGCCAUGCAGGCCAUGUUCCACCUGGCCAAGUCAGAGGACAGGAGUGUGCUCUACGCCGUCGCCUCCACACUAGUGAACUGCACCAACAGCUACGACCAUGAGGAGCCGGACCCCCAGAUGCUGGAGCUGGCCAAGUAUGCCAAGCAGCACAUUCCGGAGCAGCACCCCAAGGACAAGCCAGACUUCGUGAAGCGCCGGGUGCGGAAGCUGCUGGCGGCCGGCGUGGUGUCGGCUCUGGCCUGCAUGGUGAAGAGUGAGAACCCGGCGCUCACCAACUCCUGCCGGGAGCUGAUCUCCAGAGUGUUCCUGGCACUGGUGGAAGAGGCGGAGGACCGGGGCGGUGUUGUCGCACAAGGAGGAGGCAAGGCUCUCAUCCCGCUGUCACUGGAGGGCACCGAGGUGGGGCAGACCAAGGCAGCUCAGGCCCUGGCCAAGAUCACCAUCACCUCCAACCCGGAGAUGGCCUUCCCUGGAGAGCGGAUCUACGAGGUGGUCCGACCCCUGGUCAGCCUCCUGCACCUUCAGCGCAGCGGCCUGGAGAACUUCGAGGGGCUGAUGGCGUUAACCAACCUGGCUGGCAUCAGCGAGAGGCUGCGGCAGAAGAUCCUGAAGGAGAAGGCCGUGCCCAUGAUCGAGGGGUACAUGUUUGAGGAGCACGAGCUGAUCCGGCUGGCGGCCACCGAGUGCAUGUGCAACAUGGCCAUGAGCAAGGAGGUGCAGGAGCUGUUCCUGGCUGAGGGCAGCGACCGGCUGAAGCUGAUGGUCCUGUACAGCGGGGAGGAAGAUGAGAAGCUGCGGCGGGCGGCCUCGGGGACCCUGGCCAUGCUGACUGCCCUGCACCCCCCUAUCUGCAAGCGUAUCCCCCAGGUGACGGUGCACUGGCUGGAGAUCCUGCAGGCCCUGCUGCUGAGCCCCAGCGUGGAGCUGCAGCACCGCGGGGCCGUGGUGGUGAUGAACAUGAUGGCGGCCGAGCGGGAGGUGGCUGAGCAGCUCAUCGCCAGCGAGAUGCUGGAGAUCCUCUCCGUGCUCGCCAAGGACGAGGAGAAGCCGCGGGUGGCGCAGGCGGCCAAGGAGAGCCUGGCGCAGGCUGUGGCUUAUGGCCUCAUCAAGCCCAACACGGGCCAGGAGUGAGGGCCCGGCCGGGCGCACCGCACACGCUGCUGGGGCUGGCACUCGCUGCUGCCCCGGGACCCUCUCCCCGGCAGGGGACACGGCCGCCCGUGGGGGCUGGCACGCUGCUGCCCCGGGGCCGUGGCUGCUGCCCCGGGGCCGGGGGAGGACGGGGCUCGCCACUGCCUCUGCCACCGUCUGCCUUAAACCGGGAGGGCCGGCCCAGGGCCCUGUGCUGCUGGGCCCGGUACGGCGGGGGGGGACCGCCCGGUGUCACCGCAUUAAAGCUGCUCUUG
This is a messenger RNA of Calidris pugnax (ruff), 5177 nucleotides long. It is a transcript of the gene UNC45A, whose product is annotated as unc-45 myosin chaperone A. The record is from RefSeq and is a predicted model, not a curated record. Lineage: Eukaryota; Metazoa; Chordata; Aves; Charadriiformes; Scolopacidae. Gene Ontology annotation, molecular function: Hsp90 protein binding. The coding region runs from base 1267 to 4902 and encodes 1211 amino acids. The transcript is spliced from 21 exons.